AUGACAGUUACUUCAAGUGUUAGUGAAGAAGGAGAAGGAAAGUCGAUAUAUGAAAUAGUAGGUAUAUUAAUAGUAGGUAUAUUAAUAAUAACAUUAAUGUCUCAUAUAAUAGUAAGAUUAAUACCAUGGUUACAUAUAUUAUCUGAAUCAAUAGUAUCAUUAUUUAUAGGUGUAAUAGUAGGAUUAGUUCUUUUAGUAUUACAUUAUAUUGGAGUAGAUUUUUUAUUAGAUGCACUUCAUUUUGCACAUAUAUUUCAAACAAUAUUUUUACCAUGUAUUAUAUUUAAUGCAGGGUUUACAAUGAAAAAAAGGAAUUUUUUUGCAAAUAUUAUUCCAAUUCUAUCGUAUGCAAUUGGGGGAUGUGUUCUUUCAUCAUUGAUAAUUGGAUUUGGGGUAUAUGGAUAUACGUUUUUAGGAAAUAUUAAAUUUAUUGGACUUGGUAAAAACAAUUUAAAUAUAACUCAAUCACUUCAAUUUGGUACUUUACUUGGUGCUACUGAUCCUGUUGCUACACUUGCAUUAUUUCUUGAAUUAAAUGUAGACCCAUUAUUAUAUUCAUUAGUUUUUGGAGAAUCAGUAUUAAAUGAUGCAGUUUCUAUUGUAUUGUUUCAUACAUUAGAUGGAACAGGAACAUCAUUUGGAUGGAUGUCUUUAGUAAAAAUAAUAGUUCAAUUUUUAGUUAUUUCUAUUGGAUCAUGUGCUAUUGGAUUAUUUGUUUCAUAUUUUUCAGCAUUUAUUUUUAAUAAAAUGAAAGGAAUCAAUAUUUCAAGUACUUUUAAUUUGGUAUUAAUUCUAUGUGUUGCAUUUCUUGGCUAUUUUAUUGCUGAAUUAUUAGAAAUGUCAGGAAUUUUAACUAUUUUUGUAACUGGUGCAGUUAUGUCACAUCAUCAUUGGUAUUCUGUUCCUGAAAAUCAAAGACCUACUCUUUAUACUUCAGUUGGAACACUUGCAUUUGUAAGUGAAACUUUAACAUUUAUUUCAGAUUGA
Molecule: messenger RNA, 987 nt
Organism: Entamoeba dispar SAW760
Lineage: Eukaryota; Evosea; Mastigamoebida; Endamoebidae
Product: sodium/hydrogen exchanger, putative
Exons: 2
Coding region: 1-987 (328 amino acids)
Biological process (GO): regulation of pH; proton transmembrane transport; sodium ion transport
Cellular component (GO): membrane
Molecular function (GO): sodium:proton antiporter activity
Source: RefSeq, a predicted model, not a curated record